AUGGCUAAGCCAAAGAAGCCGAAGGCCAACCCAAUCCAAACUGCCAUCCAGACCUGGAUCGCCUCAAUACCACAACCAGAUGGAGACGAGGAUCAGAAAGAAUGGAAAGAUGACCUCUUAAGCAGCGCCCCUAAGCGCUUCACAAUCUAUGAGCCGAUGGCGUUGCUCCCAUCUGGCAGUUUCACCAAUGAGACCUGGACAACUACUUUACGUGGCGUCGGCCGAGAUUCCUCUGCCCAGCUAUGGUCCUUGAUAUUGAAGGAACUGUCGACUCAAGCCAAGGGCAGGUUAACGCACUUGGCGGCCAACGAGGGCAUCCCUCUGCACAAGGAUGGGGCGGAGGACGAGAACGUACUGAGGAGCCCAAGUGGAUUGCGUAUUCUAUACGGCGACUUUGGCCCUGCUGAAGCUACAACGGAAACACUGUCGAAGAGCGACUUUGAUAAAGCGCUCUGGGUAUCGACGAAACAGAAUGGAAUAUUCCAGACCUGGGCACCGAGGUGGACCAUGUUUAGUCGUGGCAACAUCAAGGAGAAGGCAAGGUUACUCGACAUGGAGAGUCCAUCGGAUUCAGGAUUAUCUGAGAAGCCGUGGGCGGUAGAUCUCUACGCGGGCAUUGGUUACUUUGUCUUUUCUUACGCUCGCUUGGAAAUGAGGGUUCUGUGCUGGGAGAUUAACCCUUGGAGCGUCGAGGGCUUGCGACGAGGCGCAAUAGCUAACCGGUGGACGGUGAAAGUCGUCCAGGGCCAGGAGUUGGAAUUACCAGUCGAGGAGAUUCUCGCCGGAGGAGACCAGAUUAUCGUGUUCCUCGAGAGCAACGAGGACGCGCUAGGAAGGAUACAGUCACUGCAAGCACAGGGCAUGGUUCGAGAGAUUCGGCAUAUCAACUGCGGCUUUCUGCCCACAAGUGAACUAACCUGGAAGCAUACCUGGGAGAUGUCCGCGCCGUCAACCGAGACGUGGUUACACCUCCACGAGAACGUGGGCGUCAACGACACGGAAGCGAGGCGGCAAGAGAUCCAAAGCCGAUUUGAGAGCUGGGGGGACGACAAGGAGGUGCGAACAGUCAAGGUCGAGCAUAUCGAGUUGGUCAAAACGUUUGCGCCAGGCGUCUGGCAUUGUGUCUUUGACAUUCAUGUUACAGGUUCUAUCUCUCAAUAG
Ilyonectria robusta is the source of this 1161-nucleotide messenger RNA. Its product is annotated as S-adenosyl-L-methionine-dependent methyltransferase. Gene Ontology annotation, cellular component: cytoplasm. The coding region runs from base 1 to 1161 and encodes 386 amino acids. Gene Ontology annotation, biological process: tRNA methylation; wybutosine biosynthetic process. The record is from RefSeq and is a predicted model, not a curated record. Gene Ontology annotation, molecular function: tRNA methyltransferase activity; S-adenosylmethionine-dependent methyltransferase activity. NCBI's taxonomy places the organism in Eukaryota, Fungi, Ascomycota, Sordariomycetes, Hypocreales, Nectriaceae. The transcript has a single exon.